Messenger RNA from Caenorhabditis sp. 36 PRJEB53466, 2550 nucleotides. Lineage: Eukaryota; Metazoa; Nematoda; Chromadorea; Rhabditida; Rhabditidae. The record is from the annotation of a GenBank genome assembly.
AUGGAUAGCGAAAACGACAGUUUCGACGAAUAUGUGGCAGAAAGUCCCCAAGCGGCACGCUCUCAGUUCUCGGGACCAAAGGUAUAACAAAUCAGAUGGUUAAGCUUUCUGAAACAUGCGCUCAAAGUUUCAGGACGAACCGGUUGUUGUUGACAGUGUUGUUCAAGACUCACAACGACCAGAUGCUCAGCACGACACAAUGGCUGAGAAGUGAGUCCCCAUGCAACAAGUUGCUCCUUUCGAUCCCUGAACAUUUUUAGUUUGGACGAAGACAUGAAUUUGCCGAGCGGAGACGAUGACGUCAUCAAGAUUCUCGUGGCAACAGACAUCCACUGCGGUUACGGAGAGAACAAGCCGAUUAUGUGAGCGAUGAACAUUCGGAAAUCUCACAAAACAUGACAUUUUAGCCAUAUGGACGCCGUCAACACAUUUGAAGAGGUUCUUCAAAUUGCCACGGAACAGAAAGUGGACAUGGUGUUGCUCGGGGGCGAUUUGUUCCACGAGAACAAUCCGUCUCGAGAAGUGCAACAUCGAGUGACCCAACUGCUCCGUCAGUACUGUUUGAACGAGAAUCCGAUCGCUCUGGAGUUUCUCUCCGAUGCCUCGGUCAAUUUCAAUCAGAGUGUGUUCGGACACGUCAACUACUACGAUCAAAAUCUGAAUGUCGGCCUGCCGAUCUUCACAAUUCAUGGAAACCACGACGAUUUAUCUGGCAAAGGCCUCACUGCCCUGGACCUUCUUCACGAGGCGGGUCUUAUCAAUUUGUUCGGAAAGCACAGCAGCAUCCAAGAGUUCACCGUUUCUCCCAUUCUACUUCGGAAAGGAGAAACUCUUCUCGCGCUGUACGGCCUCGGAAGUCAGCGAGAUGAUCGUCUUGUUCGUGCUUUCAAAGAUCAGAACAUCACAUUUUUCCGUCCGAGUGCGGGCGCCGAAGAUUGGUUCAAUCUGUUUGUGCUCCAUCAGAACAGGCCCCGUCGAGCGAUGCAUCGAUCCACCGGAAACUUUCUGCCAGAGUCUCUGAUUCCUCAAUUCUUCGAUCUGCUUGUUUGGGGCCACGAGCACGAAUGCAAACCGGAUCCGCAAUACGUGGCAUCAUCUGAAGCCAUGGGCGAUGGCUUUUAUAUUCUGCAGCCCGGAUCGACAGUCGCCACGUCACUCACUCCAGAUGAGGCCAUUCAGAAAAACGUAUUUCUGAUUAAGGUUCGUUGGCCCUAGAAGUUUUGUAUUAAUUGAAUUAAUUAAUUCGAUGUUCAGAUCAGAAAGAGAAAGUUCAAAUCGAAGCCAAUUCCAUUGCAAACAGUCCGUCAGAUGGUCGUCGAUGAACUCGUUCUCAAUAAAAUUCCCCAGGGAUGUAAGCCUCCGACGAAAAAUGAAAGACCAAAAAGCCGCGACGGACGGUACAUUGAUGAGAUGGCGAUUGAGGCGAAACUGAACGAAAUGAUCGCGUCGGCGAAGAAGACACGGAAGCCGAGCCAGCCGGAUCGGCCGCUCAUCCGCCUGAAAGUAAUCUAUGACGAAGAAUGGAUUAACAUCACUCCGGCGAAUGCGAAGCGCAUCGGAAUGCGAUACGAAGAAGUUGUUGCCAACGCCGUCGAUAUGGUGGUCAUCAAAAAAAAUACGGAAAAGGAGAGCAAGGCGAAAGAACGAGCGGGUACGACCGGAGAGGACUUCAUGGACGAUGUGGGACAGUUCUCGGCCGCUAACUUGCAAACUAUUGUGAGAUUCAUAACAGGAACAAAUAAAAGGCAUACUCUCUUGCAGAUCACCGAUUACUUCUCUCAUCAACCGAUAGAUAAUCGAAUGACAGUCCUCAAGCCGUCAGGAAUCGGAAAAGCGCUUGACCAGUAUUCAGAGAUUGAGGAAGGAGGAACUGCCGCGUCGGCGAAUCGCAAUUUUGACCAGUGUCUGAUGGUACGGAAGCAUAGAUUGACCACCGAGACUAACAUGCUUUCAGAAUCAAAUCGACGUCGUUCGAAGUGCGCUCAAAAGGAUGCCGUUGCCGAGGUUGGAAAAUUUGGCUGAUAUGGAACGCUUCCGCGAUGACAUUUUAAAAGACUUGAACAAUUUGAAGAAAGCUGACUAUGAGGUGGUUUAGUUCAAAAGUUAUUACAUACAUUUUUAUAAUCAUUUCAGAAAACGGACGGAGCAGUCUCCACAACGUUGCCCGGGAGAGAUGAUGAAGAUGACGACGACGACAGUCAGUACUAUCAGCUGCCUGCCAACCAAACUGCUGCGAGAGCUGCAUCCGACGAGGAGGAUGAAGUCGUGUUAGAUUCGGAUGAAGACUCAACGAUCAGUACUGUAAAGACGACAACGACACGUGGCAGAGGAAGAGGAUCUCGAGGUGGAGCCGCCCGUGGAACCCGUGGAGGAGCUCGUGGAAAGGCGGCUGCUGCGAAAGUCAGCCAGAGACCACCAGUGGAUUCUGACGAUGGAUUCGAAGUGGUGAACGACUCGCCGUCUCCGCCGCCACCGUCUCGUUCUACAAGAGGCAGAGGAAGAGGAAAAGCGACGGCUGCUCCGAAGAAAAAGGAUAUUAGUUUCUUCUAG